AUGUCUUACUAUUAUCAAGAAGGUAUGAGUGAGGGUGGGUAUUCUGGAGAGUACCCUCCACACGCGUGGUCUGAAAGCUAUGCCAUCGGGUCAGGAACGCCGUCGGCCACAGCCCCCACUUCGGAGAUACACGAGCAAUGGAUGCAACCCGAGUUCGUUUCUCCAUUGGAGAUAGAACUCAAUCCAGCCAGUCCUACACAGCGGCCACCUACCGCUACAUUCACCUUGCCGCCUGCUUUCCUACGGGCCCAAGCUGCUAACGCAUCACAGGUCCAAGACCCCCCUCGUCCCGCGGAGCAGGAUAAAGGUAAGUCAAAGUCCAAGCCCAGUACGAGCAAGACAACGAAGAGCAAAAAGGCCAAGCAAGGAAAGGAGUGCACGCUCGACGAAUUUUGGUACCAGAACGGCACAGAUUGGGAGCAGCUCCGGCUGUCAGAAGUAGAGCCCAAAACGCGUAAGAGAAGAACUGGUGUUGCGGGUUGCACGACAGCGCCCGAGUGUUUUAGCUGCGGGGCAAGUCUCAGUUACGAGGAAAUCAUGAACCCCAGAAUGCCUUGCCGGAUUUGUCACUGUUUUAAUUAGUUUCGACAGAUACUUGGUGGAUUAGGUAUCAGGGUGAG
Molecule: messenger RNA, 620 nt
Organism: Annulohypoxylon maeteangense
Lineage: Eukaryota; Fungi; Ascomycota; Sordariomycetes; Xylariales; Hypoxylaceae
Exons: 1
Coding region: 1-582 (193 amino acids)
Source: RefSeq, a predicted model, not a curated record